Molecule: messenger RNA, 345 nt
Organism: Paramecium sonneborni
Lineage: Eukaryota; Ciliophora; Oligohymenophorea; Peniculida; Parameciidae
Source: the annotation of a GenBank genome assembly
AUGCUUUUCUACCUGAAAGUUUUACCUGUGCCUCCUCCUGUUGAAAAUGAUGAACUUAAAGUUUCAGCUGACCUUAAUUAAUUUCCAAUUAAAUUUGCUGGAGCUAAUGUACUAGAUGAAUAACCAGUUGGAGGAAGAAAAACAUUUGCUAUUAGUUUAUACACAGAAGCAAUGGAUGGUGGAGGAGAAUAUAUAUAAUAGACAGUUCUCCCACUUGGCUAGGGUUUGAAGUCAAAAGCAUGGGAAUUGAGACAGAGUAUGUUUUUGAAGAAAUGGCAGGACUCUUUCAGAAGCCAUAUGAAUUGCACAUAUCAAGAAGAUUGGAAAAAGAUAAUUGUAGAUUGA